ACAUCCCCCCAUAUUCGGUCAACCGUCAAUGAAGAAGGAAGAAAAAAAUACAAACCUUAACCCAGAAAACGACGUCGCUUAGACAUUUCAAGAUCCCACCCCUUUCCCAUAAUAUUCCACCCCUCUCCAAAAUAAAAUCUUUGGCAAUUUCGUUAUUUCGGUAAAAUCAUUCAGAUCUCAUCUCUCUCUUCCUCAAAGGUGCUUCCACCACUUUAUGCUUCACAAGCGAUUCGUUGCUAACGAAAACACCGAUCAAAUUCAAACCAUCACUUCCGAUUCAGCACCGAUCAAGAAACUCCGUUCCGAUACCACCGAUUCCGCGUCUGAUAGCUCUUCGAUUCCAGCUCCCGGCAGCAGUAGCGGCGAUAGAGCCGUCGUCCACAUGGCGUUUGGCAAUUCGAACCGUCACGAGAUCGAUGAAGAUCUCCACAGCAGGCAGCUCGCCGUCUACGGACGCGAGACCAUGAGGCGUCUCUUCGCUUCCAACGUCCUCAUCUCCGGGAUGCACGGCCUCGGCGCUGAGAUCGCCAAGAAUCUGAUUCUUGCUGGUGUGAAGUCUGUGACGCUGCACGAUGAGAGUGUGGUGGAGCUGUGGGACUUGUCUAGCAACUUCGUUUUCUCUGAGGGUGAUAUUGGCAAGAAUAGGGCUGAUGCUUCUGUAAACAAGUUGCAGGAUCUUAACAAUGCUGUGGCUGUCUCUAGCUUGACCUCAAGCUUGACGAAAGAGCAGCUCUCUGGUUUUGAGGUUGUUGUGUUCUCUGACAUAAGCUUGGAAAAAGCAAUCGAGUUUAAUGACUACUGCCACAGCCAUCAGCCUCCUAUUGCUUUUGUUAAGGCUGAUGUCAGGGGUCUUUUUGGCUCCGUCUUUUGUGAUUUUGGGCCUGAAUUUGCAGUUCUCGAUGUUGAUGGAGAGGAACCACAUACGGGCAUCAUUGCCUCUAUCUCUAAUGAGAACCAGGCAUUUAUUUCUUGUGUUGACGAUGAGAGGCUUGAAUUUGAAGAUGGCGACCUAGUCGUUUUCUCUGAAGUUGAGGGUAUGACGGAACUGAAUGAUGGGAAACCAAGGAAGAUAAAAAGUGCACGGCCAUAUUCAUUCACACUCGAAGAGGACACCACUGGCUAUGGAACAUAUGUGAAGGGUGGGAUUGUCACUCAGGUGAAACAGCCGAAGUUGCUGAAUUUCAAGCCAUUGAGGGAAGCUCUUAAAGAUCCAGGGGAUUUUCUAUUUGGUGAUUUCGCCAAGUUUGACCGGCCUCCACUCCUUCAUUUAGCAUUCCAGGCACUUGAUCGGUUUACAUCUGAAGCUGGUAGAUUUCCUGUUGCUGGCUCGGAAGAGGACGCUCAGCAGCUUAUAUCCAUUGCCACAUCCAUCAACACUGGGCAGGGUGAUUUAAAGGUGGACAAUCUUGACCAUAAGCUUCUACGACACUUCUCCUUUGGAGCCAAGGCUGUCCUCAAUCCCAUGGCUGCAAUGUUCGGCGGUAUUGUUGGACAGGAGGUUGUCAAAGCUUGCUCUGGAAAAUUUCAUCCCCUCUUUCAGUUUUUCUACUUUGAUUCAGUGGAGUCACUCCCUUCUGAACCUCUGGAUUCCAGUGACGUUGCACCAAGGAACAGCCGGUAUGAUGCCCAAAUAUCUGUUUUUGGGGCUAAGUUCCAACAGAAACUAGAAGAUGCUAAAGUUUUCACAGUAGGGUCCGGUGCACUUGGCUGCGAGUUUUUGAAAAAUAUGGCUCUUAUGGGAGUUUCUUGUGGAAGCCAAGGGAAACUAACAGUGACAGAUGAUGAUAUAAUCGAGAAGAGUAACCUCAGUCGCCAGUUUCUGUUCCGUGACUGGAACAUUGGACAGGCUAAAUCCACAGUUGCUGCUUCCGCUGCGGCAGCUAUAAAUCCCAAGUUCAACAUCGAGGCCCUGCAAAACCGUGUUGGUGCUGAGACGGAAAAUGUAUUUGAUGAUGCCUUCUGGGAGAACUUAACUGUUGUCGUCAAUGCACUGGAUAAUGUCAAUGCGAGGCUCUAUGUUGACUCUAGGUGCUUGUAUUUCCAGAAGCCUCUCCUUGAGUCCGGGACUCUUGGUGCAAAGUGCAACACGCAGAUGGUUAUUCCACAUCGAACUGAAAAUUACGGUGCCUCUAGGGACCCACCAGAGAAACAGGCCCCCAUGUGUACAGUGCACUCGUUUCCGCAUAACAUUGAUCACUGUUUAACUUGGGCUCGCUCUGAGUUUGAGGGUCUGCUCGAGAAGACUCCCGCUGAAGUGAAUGCAUAUCUCUCUAGCCCGGUUGAGUACACUAACUCAAUGAUGAGUGCUGGUGAUGCUCAGGCAAGAGACACAUUGGAGAGGAUUGUUGAGUGCCUUGAAAAGGAGAAGUGUGAGGACUUCCAAGAUUGCUUAACCUGGGCUCGACUCAGGUUUGAGGAUUACUUUGUUAACCGUGUGAAGCAAUUGAUAUACACAUUUCCUGAAGAUGCUGCGACAAGUACCGGAGCUCCAUUUUGGUCUGCUCCAAAAAGAUUCCCACGUCCGCUCCAGUACUCCUCUUCCGACCCAAGCCUCCUUAACUUCAUUACGGCGACUGCUAUUUUAAGAGCAGAGACAUUUGGGAUCCCUGUACCCGAGUGGACCAAAAGCCCAAAGGAAGCAGCUGAAGCUAUCGACAGAGUGAUAGUCCCAGACUUUGAGCCAAGGAAAGAUGCAAAAAUUGUAACUGAUGAGAAAGCCACCACUCUAACCACUGCUUCGGUGGACGAUGCUGCAGUCAUCAACGACCUCAUUGCUAAGCUUGAGCAGGGUCUGCUCGAGAAGACUCCCGCUGAAGUGAAUGCAUAUCUCUCUAGCCCGGUUGAGUACACUAACUCAAUGAUGAGUGCUGGUGAUGCUCAGGCAAGAGACACAUUGGAGAGGAUUGUUGAGUGCCUUGAAAAGGAGAAGUGUGAGGACUUCCAAGAUUGCUUAACCUGGGCUCGACUCAGGUUUGAGGAUUACUUUGUUAACCGUGUGAAGCAAUUGAUAUACACAUUUCCUGAAGAUGCUGCGACAAGUACCGGAGCUCCAUUUUGGUCUGCUCCAAAAAGAUUCCCACGUCCGCUCCAGUACUCCUCUUCCGACCCAAGCCUCCUUAACUUCAUUACGGCGACUGCUAUUUUAAGAGCAGAGACAUUUGGGAUCCCUGUACCCGAGUGGACCAAAAGCCCAAAGGAAGCAGCUGAAGCUAUCGACAGAGUGAUAGUCCCAGACUUUGAGCCAAGGAAAGAUGCAAAAAUUGUAACUGAUGAGAAAGCCACCACUCUAACCACUGCUUCGGUGGACGAUGCUGCAGUCAUCAACGACCUCAUUGCUAAGCUUGAGCAGUGUAGGCAUAACUUGUCUCCUGAUUUUAGGAUGAAACCAAUUCAGUUCGAAAAGGACGAUGAUACAAACUAUCACAUGGACGUGAUAGCGGGUCUAGCCAACAUGAGGGCGAGGAACUACAGCAUACCUGAAGUAGACAAGCUGAAAGCAAAGUUCAUUGCGGGGAGAAUCAUCCCAGCCAUUGCGACCUCAACAGCCAUGGCCACUGGUCUGGUCUGCCUCGAGCUGUACAAGGUUCUCGACGGAGGACACAAAGUGGAAGCCUACAGGAACACAUUUGCCAACCUGGCGCUUCCGCUCUUCUCAAUGGCCGAGCCGGUUCCGCCAAAGGUGGUGAAGCACCGCGACAUGGCUUGGACCGUUUGGGACAGAUGGGUGCUAAAAGGAAACCCGACACUGCGCGAGGUGUUGAAGUGGCUGGAGGAGAAAGGGCUUAGCGCGUACAGCAUAUCUUGUGGAAGCUGUCUUCUGUUCAACAGUAUGUUCCCGAGGCACAAGGAGAGGAUGGACAAGAAGGUAGUUGAUCUCGCUAGGGAUAUAGCUAAAGUGGAGUUGCCUCCUUACCGCCACCAUCUUGAUGUAGUGGUGGCUUGUGAGGAUGAAGAUGACAAUGACGUCGAUAUUCCUCUCGUCUCCAUCUACUUCAGGUGAGAAUUUAUCGAAGAAGAAACUCUUUUUAUGUGUGUUUGUGUCACUUUUCUGAUGACUGAUGUUUACUUGGGGAUAGAGAGAGACCCAAUCUACUUUAUCAUUUCAGUUAUACUUCAGUUUCUGGUGUGGUUUUAACACACGUCAACCAUGUUUCUUAUCAAAACAUAUGUUCUCUUC
Brassica napus (rape) is the source of this 4177-nucleotide messenger RNA. RefSeq names its product ubiquitin-activating enzyme E1 1-like. Gene Ontology annotation, biological process: protein sumoylation. NCBI's taxonomy places the organism in Eukaryota, Viridiplantae, Streptophyta, Magnoliopsida, Brassicales, Brassicaceae. The transcript is spliced from 8 exons. Gene Ontology annotation, cellular component: cytoplasm; SUMO activating enzyme complex. Gene Ontology annotation, molecular function: SUMO activating enzyme activity. The record is from RefSeq and is a predicted model, not a curated record. Bases 215 to 4000 code for a protein of 1261 amino acids.